CUCGCCGAAGCAGUGUCACAUCACCAAGGCGCCACCGCCGUUGGCGCCAACCAUGGUUUAUCGGCGGGAUCGGUACGGGUUGGAUUGACUACAGCCACCGAUUCUGAACAAGAUAAACCGAAAAUAUUGCAUUGCAUUGAUGCUGCCGGCAAACUAUGCAGCAAUGGUCAAUUGCAAAAUAACAAUGACAGCACAACCGAUGAUGACGAUGAUGAUGAUGAUUAUGAGGAUGAUGAUGAAGAUGAUAACGACUUGGCUUUUGGUGGGGCUGGCAAGGAACAACUUAACACUGAAACUGUUAAGGUGGCUGAGCCAAAAGACAUCAAUUUGACAUCAAAUCCCUCAUCGGAACGUUGCAUUAGCGUCAACAAGUUGUUGGAAGAGCAACAUCGCAGAUGGUGGGGUAGAUUAUUUAGGGGUAGCACUCCUAAUGCUGAGGAUGUAUGCGGCCGCUUGUGGCAGGGUGAUGGCUAUAAUAUGUCAGCGUUCAAUCAAACCAAUGGCAAUUGGCCUUUGGGUCAUCCCUUGCCUUUGCCCGAUUGGUUGGCCUACGACGAAGAGGAUCAUCAGAAGGGUAUUUUGCAUUUGGAUUCUGUUUGGCAAUUUGAAGAUCUUAGCGCUAUAAUCGAAAGUAAACUACAGCCCAUGCUAGAGGAGACACACUACGAUACGGUACAUUUGUUUGUGGAUUUCUAUAAGGCCUUCAAACGUACCCGUCGCUCCGACUUGAAAUCGUUCUAUCAAUUCUACGAUAUACCCAUAAAUCGCCGUCAUCAUAUGUGUUCUUUGGCCAUGGAAAUAAUGUCACGUAUUGUGGAAAUUUUCCCUAUUUUGGAACAUUAUUUGUAUAUUGUAUCGUGCGAGGAGCAGGUUAUAUCGUUAAGAGAUUAUAUCGAGACGAGUGAAGAGUUGGGCGGUCUUAAUUCUCCCUUGGCUAAUGUGGAAAAGGAACAUGCUAUGGUGGCUAUGAAAUUGAAUAUAGCCGGACGUAAUGGUGUUAUUAUCUUGGAUCCGGGUUAUCAUGUAGCCCGUUGUGUAACCGUAAUGGAGGAUCAAAUGUAUCCUCAUACAGGCUGGUUCACCCAAUCCAAGGAACAACAUUUGCAGCGUGAUUAUUGCUAUGUUUAUAGCCAGCAGAAUCAUAAAUAUGUCGAAUGGAAAGAGCGUGAAAUAAGAGGAGAUCAAGCUACCUAUAAAACAUCAUUGGUAUAUGUAGAUCAGCCCUAUGUCACCGCCGUCGAUGUAACGGUUAGACGUAAUUUGGUUUAUAACUUUAGAUCUUUACUAUCACGCGAUGCCAAGGGCAGAGUAUUGGCUGGUAUCUAUUUGCCCGUCUUACAGAAUGCAAAUGAAGCUCAUUUUACUCUCUUCUAUGAGGGCAAUAAUAUGGAACAAAGGGUCAAGGUUAAAUUUAUGUUUAACAUAUUCAAAAAUCCCAAUAAGUUACCCGAUCAGGUACAACAACAUUUGGAGAAAUUGUCACCGCAGAUGAAUAUGCCUUUGAAGGAGCUCACCCAACUUUUAGGCUCUUUAGCCGAGGCAGUAAUGGAUCAAGAUUUCAUUACUCAAGUUUUAAACAUUAACGAUGAUAUUGGCAAUAUGUCAGCGGAAAAUUGACAAUCAACCGAUUCGAGUAAAUCCUCUAAACCCUUAGAAGCAAAAGAGCAAACCGCAACAACUGCAACAUCUACCCAAAAUCUGGAGCUUAACGCCGAAAAGGAAAAAAGAUAAACUUUAAAAUUUUAUUAAAAAAAUAUAAUAACAAAUAUAUAAUAACAACUUAAAUAAAAUAUUAAAUAGAACACA
Lucilia sericata (common green bottle fly) is the source of this 1806-nucleotide messenger RNA. RefSeq lists its product as uncharacterized. NCBI's taxonomy places the organism in Eukaryota, Metazoa, Arthropoda, Insecta, Diptera, Calliphoridae. The record is from RefSeq and is a predicted model, not a curated record.